This is a messenger RNA of Scaptodrosophila lebanonensis, 10373 nucleotides long. RefSeq names its product teneurin-a (gene Ten-a). NCBI's taxonomy places the organism in Eukaryota, Metazoa, Arthropoda, Insecta, Diptera, Drosophilidae. The coding region runs from base 1 to 10041 and encodes 3346 amino acids. Gene Ontology annotation, biological process: motor neuron axon guidance. The record is from RefSeq and is a predicted model, not a curated record. The transcript is spliced from 19 exons.
AUGUCCAACAGUCAUUCCGGCACAAUUGGCCGUAAACGCGUCGGCAGCGGCAGCGGCAGUGCAGCCGGCAGCGAAUACUAUUUCGCUGCUGGCGGUGGCAGCGGCCUCGGAGGCAUCGGUGGCGAACAAAUGCGCCGCCAGCGCUCGGCCGAAUGGCACAGCCAUCGACAUGGAUACGGAAGCAGCAGCGAGGAUGAAUAUCAAAAUACGGCCCAAGCAACCGCAUUCGAUACGCAGCUUUUGGCUCAACUGCUGCUGCAGAGUCAGCAAUUGGCAAGUAUGGAGCACUACAAUUCAGACUGCGAGCCGGACUAUUUGCGAAAGCGCAACGUGGAGCGGCGCGAUGAGGACGCCAGUCUGGAGGUGACUUACGCGCAACCACACCAGCGAACCGCAACGGCCCACUCACCACUCAAGCUGACCACAGUGUCGUCGAGCACGGGCGGCCGGUACCAGUCCAAUGCCAAUCUCGGUCUCUUCCCCAACAGCAGCAGUAGUAGCAGCACGCUGACCGCCGCCAACGCCGCUUCCACCAACACGCCGCGCAGUACAAACCCCUUCCUGAGCGCCAAAUACGCUGACGACGGCAGCCUGGGACUGGACGCAACACCAGCCUCCAAUGCCUAUCUGCUGCCCGCCUCGGCCUCAUCCUCGACAGCGGCAUCGAGCAGUCGCAGCCAUCGGGCAGGAAGCAGCGGCAACGGUGGCGCCACACGCAACACACUGAAUCGUCUGAGUGGCAUGACCAGUUCGAGCAGCGGCACAUCGGCCCUGUCCGUCAACCGCAGCGACUCGCUGCGCGACAAGCAGCAGGCGGCGACCUCAAUGGCUGCCCAGCUCCAGCAGCUGCAGAUGCACGAGCUGCACGAGUUGGCCAGCAGCGGAGGUGGUUGCAGUGGCAACAAUGAAAGCGAUCUGGAUGAGUUCGUUGGCUCCGGUGCCGAGUCGGAGCCACCGCCGGAGCCAGCGCCGCCAGAGAUACCGCCACGCACCCAAUCGCUGCUCAUGUCCUUGCGCAAGCAUUCCGACUACAAGCUGAAGUACGAGGAGAAGGGGGACCAAAAACACGAGGAAUUCAUACCAACGAGCCAACUCCAGAAGGAUUACAUUCUCAGCGACAAUUUGCGUUCAGCGGAGCAACAAUUGAAGCCCUUGUCGCCCAGCGAUUCUCAAGGCAUCGGUGGACACCCGAUACAGAUGCCACAAAGUAUGUCAACAGGCAGCAACACAAUCGGCCAUGGUGGCAUCGAUCGUGGCGGCGUUGUCAUGCCCAUGGGCGCUGGAACAAUGCCCGGGGGCGUCGGCGGCGGCAACGGGGGCGUCCCAGUGGGUGGACCACCCAUGGGCGUGGGACCAGGCGGCUCUGGUCCACAUUGUCAGAUAAGCGGCUCACAGCCAUUGGUUAUGCCUGGAUUUCCAUUGCGUAAUUCCCACUCAGCGCAUGCACCGCAUUAUUCGCCAUAUUCACCAUCCAGGUUUCAUAUAGAUAAACGCUGUCAGCACCGAUGUUCCUGGAAAUGCUUGAGUAUCGCCUUAAUAUUCGUAUCCGUCGUCCUAACCGCCAUGUUGGCAUAUUUUGCAGCAGUCAGUUCGAUGAAACCGAACCUGGACAGCACUAAUUGCAUCCUAGUCCAAGACGUCAAGUCACAGCCGCACGAUUUACGCGGUGGGGCGGGCAAGUCGAACGAUAAGGCGCAGUCAGGCGCUACGGUCUACCCCACAGAGGAAUCCAUACAGACCAGCACAUCGGACCAUGGCAACGGCAUUGGGAUUGGUAUCGGGUUGGCGGGCUUGGGGAUGGGCGGAGCGGGCGGUGCCACCGCAACGGGCAUACAACAGCAGCUAUUGCUGCAGCAGCAGCAACCGCAUGCCAUCAACCAACCGCUGACCCCGCAAGACGCCACCAAUACGCAGCUGCAGGACCAACUGACAUACGGAGGGGGUGGUCUCAUCUCAGGCGCUGGCCAGCAGCACAAUUUGUUGCUGCAGCAACAACAGCAUGCAGGCGCCGGCGGUCUGGGCGGCCAUCAUGCCCAGGGUCAGCAGCAGGGCGUGGGCUUGAGCGGCGGUCAAUGGCCACAAGUAGUCGAGCUGAAGGAAUUUAAUGAGCUCUACCAUGCCAACAUACCGGCCUAUCAAUUCUGGACGCUCGAAUUUCGCAACAAACAUCCGGCAUUCAUUCGCUUCAACUUCACUCUGCCCUGGGGCGCUCACUUCGCCGUCUAUUCGCGUCGCAAUGUGGCGCCUUCGGUGACGCAACACGACUUUGUUGAGUUCAUCAAGGGCGGCAGAUUGGACAGCCAUUUGCGACAUCGCCGCAGUGUGAAUGCCACAGUCGCCCACAAGGAUCCCAGCACUCUGAUCGACAUGUACGAUGAGCAGCAGCUACAACGCGGAUCGCACGAGCGUAGACUGGCAAAGCCCUCGGACAACAGCUACGAGGAGAGUGAUGAGCAGCAGCAGGCCUAUUCCGAAUCCGGGGAAUAUUUUGAUGUGGAGACGCCCCUAGAUAGCGCCAAGGUUCAUAUACAACGCAUGGGUGCCGGUCAUCAUGGCUUGCAGAAACGUUCGGCGGCCGAUGGUGGCGGCCUGCCCGCCCUCGACAUGGACACGAUGACGGUGAAUGUUUCGCUUCUGCAGUAUCUGGAUACCGGAUUGUGGUUCAUAUCUGUCUAUAAUGACGAACUAGUCGCUCAUUCCGUGUCGCUGCUGGCCGAGGAGGCCGAGGGCGUGAGCACCACCUGUCCGAACGAUUGCUCUGGCCGUGGCAGCUGUUAUUUGGGUAAAUGCGAUUGCAUCGAUGGCUACCAGGGUGUGGACUGCUCCAAGAGCGUUUGUCCGGUACUGUGCUCGGCUCAUGGCCACUAUGGAGGUGGCGUCUGCCACUGCGAGGACGGCUGGAAGGGCGCAGAGUGCGACAUUCCGGUGGGCGAGUGCGAGGUGCCAAAUUGCUCCAGCCAUGGCCGUUGUAUUGAGGGCGAGUGUCACUGCGAGCGCGGCUGGAAAGGACCGUACUGCGAUCAACACGAUUGCCUUGAUCCAUUAUGCUCGGGCCAUGGCACUUGUGUGGCCGGCCAAUGUUAUUGCAAGGCCGGCUGGCAGGGAGAGGAUUGCGGAACGAUUGAUCAGCAAGUGUAUCAAUGCUUGCCUGGCUGUUCGGAGCACGGCACCUAUGACUUGGAAACGGGACAAUGUGUGUGUGAACGGCACUGGACUGGACCAGAUUGUUCGCAAGCUGUCUGCAGCUUGGACUGUGGCCGCAACGGUGUCUGUGAGUCGGGCAAGUGUCGCUGCAACUCCGGCUGGACUGGUAAUCUAUGCGAUCAACUGCCAUGCGAUGCCCGCUGCUCGGAGCACGGACAGUGCAAGAAUGGCACAUGCGUCUGUUCGCAGGGCUGGAAUGGCAGACACUGCACCCUACCUGGCUGCGAAAAUGGCUGCUCCCGUCAUGGUCAGUGUACACUGGAGAAUGGCGAGUAUCGCUGCGACUGCAUUCAGGGCUGGGCCGGAAGCGAUUGCUCCAUUGCCUUAGAGCUAAAUUGCAAGGAUAAUAUCGAUAACGAUAACGAUGGCAUGACCGAUUGCUCGGACAGCGAGUGCUGCUCGGAUGCAGUCUGUGCGGAGCACAUUAUGUGCCUAUCUUCGAAUGAUCCUGUCGAGGUGCUGCUGCGCAAACAGCCCCCCUCGGUCACCGCUUCCUUCUACCAGCGCGUCAAGUUCCUCAUCGAGGAGAACUCGGUGCAGUCGUAUGCACACAUGGACGAGUACAGUGAAAAUCUCUUCUGGAGCUCGUUCACACCUUGUCGUGUCUCGGUAAUGAGAGGUCAGGUCAUCACGCCCCAAGGUCUUGGAAUUGUCGGCAUACGCGUCUCUGUGGAUCGGGACUCGCGCUUUGGAUUCACGCUAACACGCCAGGGUGGCUGGUUCGAUGUGCUGGUCAAUGGCGGUGGUGCGGUUACCCUGCAGUUCCAACGCUCGCCCUUCCGCCCACUAACCCGGACAGUGUUCGUGCCCUGGAAUCGCAUCGUAGUGCUGCCCCCCGUGCAGAUGCAACUGAGCGAUGACGACGAGACCACCAGUCGCAACAUCAAAAUUGCGCCGCUGAAUCCCGCCCUGACGUUCCUCAACUCGAUCCAUUAUCACACGGCCGACGAGGCGAACGAUGCCAGCAAGGUGUGCAUGGAUCACGAUCACGAGAAACUCAAGCCCCAGUUGAUCAGCACCUGGAUGCCAAAUGGAGUGGGCGCCAUGCCCGGCAAGCGCGUCAUCUUUGCCGAAACACAGAUCGUGCAAGAAUCCAUACAAAUUCCCGGCUCGGAUCUGCAUCUCACCUAUCAGUCAUCGCAAGCCUCCGGCUACUUAAGCAUUGUGCGCAUGCGCCUGACCUCAGAGACCAUUCCGAAGACGCUCACGCAUGUGCAUGUGGGUGUGGAGAUCGAGGGUGCGCUGCAUGUGAAGACCUACGAGGCGGAUCCCAAUCUCAUACACACGUUCGCCUGGAACAAACGCAACGUCUAUCGCCAGAAGGUGUACGGCGUGACUAUCGCUCGGAUUUCUGUGGGCUAUCAGCAUACCACAUGCCAGACCCCGGUCUGGAUCACGCAGACAGCCAAGCUGCAGGGCUACGAUGUGGACAUCUCCGAUAUUGGCGGCUGGGGUCUGGACAUACACCACCACUAUAACUUCCACGAGGGCAUCCUGCAGAAGGGCGACGGCAGCACGCUCCAUAUGAAAGAGUAUCCGCGCACCGUCAAGGUGGUCAUGGGCACGGGUCUGCAACGGCCCCUCAAUUGUCCCGAUUACUGCAACGGUGUGGCGAAGGACGCCAAGUUGCUGACCCCCAUCGCCCUGGCCACCGGCCCCGAUGGCAGUCUCUAUGUGGGCGACUUUAAUCUGGUCCGUCGCAUCACUCCCGAUGGCAAGGUCUUCACCAUUCUGCAGCUCAGCGCUACGCAGGUCUCCUACCAAUACUAUCUAGCCGUUUCACCGGCAGACGGACAUUUGUACAUCUCUGAUCCGGAGCGGCAUCAGAUUUUGCGUCUACUGCGCCUAGAGAAGGUAAAAGAUCCGAGCAUUAACAGCGAGCCUGUUGUGGGCAGCGGCCAGCGUUGCAUACCCGGCGAUGAGGGCAACUGUGGCGAUGGAGGCCCAGCUCUCCAGGCACGUCUCUCCCAUCCCAAAGGUCUGGCCAUAGCUGCGGAUCGAACCAUGUACAUUGCCGAUGGCACAAAUAUACGUGCCGUCGAUCCCAAAGGUGUCAUUCACACGCUGAUCGGCCACCAUGGCCAUCACAAUCACUGGAGUCCGGCGCCCUGCACCGGCACUCUUAUGGCCAACCAGGCGCAGCUUCAGUGGCCCACCGGACUGGCGCUCAGUCCACUCGACGGCUCGCUACACUUUAUCGACGAUCGACUAGUGCUGCGGCUAACCUCGGAUAUGAAGAUUCGAGUCGUGGCAGGCACGCCCCUGCACUGCAACAAUAACGGACAGGACAGCCGCGUGAACAAGACAGCCGCAGACAAUGUGCUCGGCACUGUCCUGGCCAUGGCCUUCUCACCCUUCGGAGACCUCUACAUAGCGGAUAGUGACUCGCGACGCGUAAACUCGAUACGGGUCGUCGAUACGGCCGGCAACAUGCGCUACUUUGCUGGAAAGCAAGAAGGCACAGGCUCUCAAACAUGCGACUGUGCGAUUGGAAAUGGCAGCAACGGCUCCAGCUCCACGGGCAUGGGCAUCGCAAAUGGCGGCGCCUACUCAACGACCGUGAAUCCGACACGCAAUAAUGGCGGCACCACGCCAACGACACCAGCUGGCGGAAACGGAAAUAAUGGCAGUGCAGCCACCAACAGCGGCAUCGGCGGCGGUGGCGGUCCUGGCAGCGGCGCUUGCGUCUGCCCUGGCCUCAAUGGCAACGGCCUCGGCACUGGCACACUGGCCAGCAUCGUAGCUGGCGGCAAUCUCAUGUCAACUGGACCCACAACCACCACCACUGUGCUGCUGGGCGCCAAGACAACAGCUGCGGCCGCGGGUGGUGCUGUAGGCGCCGGCGGUGCGGGUGCCACCCUUAACGAUGACGGCACGCUGAGCAAUGCGGAAACUCUGCUCUCGUCUAAUGCACGGUUCCAGGCGAUUUCGGCAAUAGCAGUUGCCCAGGAUGGUGUCAUUAAUGUGGCCGAUCAAGGUUCUCUGCACGUGCUGGCUCUGGAGCAUUAUCUGCCUUCACACGAUGAGAAUGGCGAAUUCCAUAUACCCUUCCCACCGUCGAGCGAGAUCUAUGUAUUCAACCGGUAUGGACAACACGUGGCCACCAAGGACUUGACCUCGGGCAAGACACGAUACAGCUUCCUCUACUCGAAGAACACCAGCUUUGGGCGGCUGUCGACGGUAACCGAUGCGUCGGGCAACAAGAUUCAAUUCCUGCGCGACUACAGCAACGUGGUGAGUUCUAUUGAGAACACCCAGGACCACAAGUCGGACAUUCAGAUCAACGGCAUUGGCAUCAUGACCAAGCUGAGUGAGAAGGGCAGACAGGAGAUCGAACUGGACUACGAUAGCAACACGGGCUUACUGAAUUCGAGAUCUUCCGGUGGCGAAACGUACAUCUACCAGUACGACGAGUUCGGACGCGUCACUGGCAUGAUCCUGCCGAGCGGCGAAAUCGUGCGCAUCACCUCACAACUGGCGGACAAUAAGGGUCUCACAGUCUAUGUACAUGCGUCCGUGGAAUCGCUAUUCUCUCGUGAACGGGCCGGUGGCAGCGACGCCAAUGAGCUGCUCGUUCUCGGUGGCGUGCGUUCGACGUUCCUGAAACGCGGACGCGCUCACGCCGAUGCUGAGUUGAAAGCAAACAACACUCUGGUCAUACAUGGAGCCAAUGGAGUGGUGGUGGAGGCAUCCGCCGUGGCUCGCCACCCGCUGCUAGAGGCGGCGCUGCCCGUCGAGGCUGAGAUGCUGGCCAUGUGGUCGCACCAAAGCGUUACCAUGGGCGAUGGUCUAACCAAUAGCAUGUACUCUGUCUACAAUCUAGUCGGGGAUGUGCGCAACCCCCAACAGACGCUGAAUCGCGAGAUCUGGGUGAAUCAGUCGCGUGUCAUUGGCGUGGAGUUCGAUCAGUUCACCAACCGUGAGACGUUCUACGAUGCCGUACGCACCCCUAUCCUGAUCGUAGCCUACGAUCAGUCCGGUCUACCCAAAUCCUACUACCCCACUAACGGCUAUCCGGUGAACAUCACCUACGACCGCUUCAAUCGCGUCGAGGGCUGGGCUUGGGGACCUGCUGAGCUCAAAUACUCGUACGACCGCCACGGUCUGCUCUCGGAGAUCACUUCGCAGCAGGACGGCAUUAUUUCAUUUGUGUACAACGACUGGAACUUGGUGUCGGAGAUCGGUCUGGCCAGCCAGCGCAAGUUUGUGCUGCAAUACGACGAGGCAGGAGGUCUACGCCAUGUGCUCCUGCCUUCGGGCACACGCCACAGCUUCAGCAUGCAGACGUCAAUUGGCUUCAUACGUUGCACCUACACCCCACCGGGCAGCACUCGCGCCUACCUUCAACACUAUAGCCACGCCGGCGCUCUUUUGCAGACCAUCUUGCCCGGCGAUGGGGCUCGCAUUGUGUAUCGCUACAAUGCCGCAGGCCAACUUACGGAGGUAGUCCACGGAGACGGUCGCAGCGAGUUCCAGUACAAUGAGGCUACUGGCAUGCCAAGCUAUGUUUCUCAUGCGGAACGCGAGCUCGAAUACCGCUGGGACUUUGAGUAUGCGGCCGGUCUACUGACGGAGGAGCGCAUCGACUAUGUGGCCAAGACGGGUCUGAGCAACGCCAAGUUCAGCUACGAGUAUGACAGUAAGCUGCGCGUGGUGGCCCUCCAGGGACGAAUUGGCGGCCAGAGUCUGCCCACUCAGGCGUAUGCCUACGAUCCGCGCACCGGACAACCCAGUCUCAUUGGACAAUUUAAGUUCACGCGACCAGCGCUCAAUCAAACUCAACUGCACGACGGCACGGCGAGCUUCACGCGCACCGUCGACGGACGCUUCCAAACGCAGCGCAUGGCUCUGGCAAUUCACCGUCUAGAGGUCUUCCGCAUGGAGUUCUCGUACGGGGUGCACGGACGCAUCUCUCAGACGCGCACCUACACCCGCAACAUGGCCGUGAACAGCUACACGAAUGUGAAGAACUACACCUGGGAUUGCGAUGGCCAGCUCGUGGGAGUGGAGGCCCAAGAACCCUGGGGAUUCCGCUACGAUGACAACGGCAAUUUGCUCUCGCUCACCUAUCGGGGCAAUACGAUACCCAUGGAGUACAAUGCCCAGGACCGCAUCGUUAAGUUCGGUGAGGGCCAGUACAAGUACGAUGCUCGCGGGUUGGUCGCACAGAAUGCGCGUGAAGAGCGUUUCCACUACAACACUCAAGGACUACUGGUGCGAGCCUCGAAGCGCGGUCGUUUCGAUGUGCGCUACUACUACGACCAUCUGAAACGGCUGACGACGCGCAAGGACAACUUCGGCAAUGUUACGCAAUUCUUUUACACGAACCAACAGCGCCCAUACGAGGUCUCCCAGAUCUACUCGCCGCGUGAUGGCAAGCUCAUGUCGUUGACAUACGACGAUGUGGGCCACCUGAUAUAUGCGCAAGUCUAUCGGCACAAGUACUACGUGGCCACGGAUCAGAGUGGCACGCCUCUGAUGCUCUUCAAUCAGUAUGGUGAGGGUAUACGCGAGAUCAUGCGCUCUCCCUACGGCCACAUUGUGUACGACUCGAAUCCGUAUCUGUAUUUACCCAUCGAUUUCUGUGGCGGCAUUCUGGAUCAGGUGACCACGUUGGUCCACAUGGGCGAUGGACGAGUCUACGACCCACUGAUUGGCCAGUGGAUGUCGCCAGACUGGCAGCGCGUGGCAGAGCGCAUCAUAACACCCACGCGUCUGCAUCUGUACCGCUUCAAUGGCAACGAUCCCAUUAAUGUGGGCCACGAGCGCCACUAUCCCUCCAGCUUUGCAGAAUGGAUGCGCACCCUGGGCUAUAAUGUCGGCAAUCUGGUUCCGCAGCUGGCCCGCAAUUUGUGGCAACCACCCGCCUUGUGGGGUCGCCCGCCCGCCAACCCCAUUGCGCUGAACAUGCGACGACCUUUCGACAACAUACCCACAAUGGCCGUCGAGAGCGGUUUUCUUGCGCACCUGAAUGUAAGGCGCAUGUCGGACUUCGAACAGCUAUCGGCGCCACCACGAUCUGCUCUAAAAUGCGACGUAAUGGAUCCCUCGCCUCGCAACAUUGGCUCGGACACGGAGCCGCCAUUUGGGAAAGGCAUCGUCGUCUCCCGCACAGCCGAUGGCCAAGCGAUUGUCUCCAGUGUGCCGGCAGCCAAUGCGAUCUAUCGCGACGUCUACACCAGCGUCUUCAACCGCAGCAAGCUGCUGCCCUUCACCUUCGUGGUACACAAUGCACAGCAGGACUCAUUCUUUUUCGUCAAGGAGGAUGCCUGGCGAGCAAGUGAGGAUCGCCAGCAGUUGAAGCGAUUGCAGGGGCAGGUCAACACCACGUUCCAUGAAAUAACACGUGAGUCAACGCCGUCCGGUGGCUCCGCUGCGUCGUCUACAUCGUCCAGCGGUGGUGGCGGCGGUGGAAACUAUCUAGAUGUGAAGAUCCAUGGCGCCCAUGCGAUCAUCAAUCUACGAUAUGGAACAACAGUGGCCAAGGAACAGCAGCGUCUGAUGCAUCACGCCAAAUUGACGGCGGUACGGAAGGCGUGGCAUCGGGAGAAAGAGGCCCUGCGCAGCGGUCUCACCACAACCCUCGAAUGGACGCAGCAAGAGAGCGACGAGAUUCUCAAGCAGAGCUACGCCAACAACUAUGAGGGUGAGUACAUACACGAUGUGGCCCUAUAUCCGGAACUGGCCGAGGAUCCCUACAACAUCAAGUUCGUGAAGAAGAAGGGGGCAACCGGUGGUGCCGCGGGUGUCCCCAAUGCCCGCAGGCGCCGCAGUUCGACGCUCGACUUCACCGAUUCGAAUGAGGGGGCAGCGACGUCUGCGGCCGUUGCCUGUUAGCUCUUAGUCCUUAACUGAACGUAGUACGUAAUGCUCUAAACCUAACUAUAAAUUAAAGUAUCAAACUAUAUGACAGAAUACGAUUAUAGGACUUCGGUCUAGCUGCAAGCUGCGUAACUGUACCAAAAAGCGUCAAGCAACCGAAUAACGGUUAGCGGCCGGCUGUACGCAACUGUACUAAAUAAUUAUAGGAAAGGAAUGUUCGUUUUUUUUUCUCUUGAAACUCAACAGGAUAAUGUGUAUGUGUUUUUUUUUAGUGUUAGUGUUUAGUGGUGGCAAAGCAUACCCAUAUUUAGUGCUACAAAAUGAUGUGCUAUAAAAAUACUUGAUCU